Molecule: messenger RNA, 1680 nt
Organism: Capsicum annuum
Lineage: Eukaryota; Viridiplantae; Streptophyta; Magnoliopsida; Solanales; Solanaceae
Product: F-box protein CPR1
Exons: 2
Coding region: 150-1367 (405 amino acids)
Molecular function (GO): protein binding
Source: RefSeq, a predicted model, not a curated record
UUCUAAUUCUGUCUCGAAUCUUUAGACAAACUUGCCCCCUUGUCACCCAAAAAUCAAACGCAAUUCUCUCUCUCUCACCUUUUACAUCUCUAACAGCCCUUCCUAAAACCCUAAACCCUCACUCCCCAUUUUCCACUGCAAUAACAACAAUGUCCGACGUUCCGCCGGAUGUAAUCACCGAAAUACUCUCUCGACUCCCUGUAAUAUCACUUCUCAAAUUCCGUUGCGUUUCGAAAGCCUUCAAAACCCUUAUUGAUAGUCCAAAGUUCAUCAAAGCUCACAUCAAACAACAGCAAGAACGCAACCCGAAUGCUCAUCUCAACCUCUUUCUCAAAGCCCACAACGAAUCCGACAAUCUUUUUUCACUCGAAUUCACUUCAAACACGUCGACCCAACACCACCCAAAAGUGCUUGACCACCCACUAAAGCAGCUUGAUGGACCAACUCAGGUGCUCGGUUCCUGUCGUGGGUUGGUUUUGAUAUCGAAUAGCAUGAGUGAUAACGGGGUCUGGAAUCCGUCUACUAAGAGGUUUCGUAAAUUGCCUGUUUGGGAGUUUAAUCCUUCCCGUAAUAGUUCCGGUAGAGCCCCACACGGACGGGGACCGGGGUUGAUGCAGAUGAGUGGGGGGUUUGGGUAUGAUAAGGAUGGGGAGGACUAUAAGGUGGUUACCAUUGGUCAGUGGUAUCAUCCUGAUGAUGAACCGAAGAUGGUUUCGGAGGUGAUGGUUUAUAGUUUGAGGUAUGGUGGGUGGAAGAAGGUCGAGGAUUGUCCGUAUUGGUUGGUUAAGGAGGAAAAUGGCACGGCUGCUGGUGGUGCAUUGUACUGGCUUGUGACCAAGGAGCCAUUUUCAUGUGUUAGAUCGUGGAUUCUUGUUGGUUUGAAUCUUGGUACAGAGAGGUUUGAGAAGGUGCCAUUUCCGGUGGGUUUGGGGAAGCCGUUCCAGUUGAAUUUGGCGGUGUUGGGUAAAUGCCUUUGCUUGAUUUCGUGUUAUUGUAUAAGUGCAAAGAAUCAUGUUUUGGAUCAUGUUGAUAUGUGGAUGAUGAAGGAUUUUGGGGUGGAACAGUCUUGGGUUAAGUUGUUUACAGUUGAGCAGUUGGAUGGUCGUCAAAAUUUCAGUUUCUUGAAACCGAUAGUGUAUUCAGGGACUGGUAAGGAAGUUCUGCUGGAGAUGGAUAAUACGAAGCUUCUUUGGUAUAGUCUUGAAAAGAAGUCAGUUAAGCCUGCUAAGGUUAGCGGUGGAUUGGAAUCUUUUGAAUCCUUUGUCAAUUUGGGAACUCUUGUCCCUUUGUAUUAUGGGGGUGGCGAUGAAAAGGGUAAGAAGAAAGGGAUGGAGGAACGAGAUGACUCGGUGAUAGAGGAACUCUGAAGCUACUUUGAAAUUAUGGAGGAUGCUUUUCAGUUGACGAAGGGAUGGUGAAUAUAUAGAGACCCUUCUGUUUAUCUCUAGCUCUCCUCUAUAUGCACAUAUAGAGUUGGUGCAAUAUCUGUCAUUUCUCUUUUGUUAGCUAAACAAACUGUUGUCACUGGAAAACUUAUCUGUUGAUGCAAGUUAUUCUGCUAUUUAAUCUAGACAUUCUAAAGACCACCUGAUGAGAAGUGGUGAUAGUAGAAUUAACUAGUACAUUGAAUCUUCACCUAUGUAUCUAGUAUAGUAUAAGUGUCUUUUUGGCUGUUGGAAA